Molecule: messenger RNA, 5169 nt
Organism: Acinonyx jubatus (cheetah)
Lineage: Eukaryota; Metazoa; Chordata; Mammalia; Carnivora; Felidae
Gene: ENO4
Product: enolase 4
Exons: 14
Coding region: 354-2192 (612 amino acids)
Biological process (GO): glycolytic process
Cellular component (GO): phosphopyruvate hydratase complex
Molecular function (GO): phosphopyruvate hydratase activity; magnesium ion binding
Source: RefSeq, a predicted model, not a curated record
GCGCGCCACCCGAGGCUCCGGUCCCCCGCUGGAGGCCGGGACUAACGCUCCCACGCCUCCGCAGAAAUCGUGAACUCUUUCCCCAUCAGAAAAAGUGUCGAGGAAAGUGGUGGGAAACGACGCCGCCACUGCUCGAGCGUCAGGAGUGGAGGAGCCCUAGCCCCAGGCCCAAUCCCUCAGGAAGAGGAGGGAGGAGCACGGGAGGAGCCAUGCGCACCUAAGACCGCGGCAAGAACCCGGGCGAGAAGCCACGCGAGAUCUGGGGUCGGGAAAUCUCAUUGCGUUGCCUAGCGACGGACAGGACGCUCGCGGGCCCCCAGGCUAACCCCAGCUGUAGCCUCAAAUCUCCUACCAUGGGGGAAGAAGGCGGCGGCCGCAGCUGUGGGACCACUAGGGAGCUGCAGAAGCUGAAGCAGCAGGCGAUGGAGUACUACCGGGAGAACGACGUCCCGCGCAGGCUGGAAGAGCUGCUCAACUCCACCUUCUACCUCCAGCCUGCCGACGUCUACGGGCACCUGGCAAACUGUUUCUCUAAACUCGCAAAGCCUCCCACCAUAUGCAAAGUAGUGGGGAGAAACGUAUUGGAUGGACUGGGGCUUCCAACCCUACAAGUGGAAAUAUUCUGCACCAUUCAAAACUUCCCCAAGAACAUAUGUUCAGUGGUGAUCUCAACGCACUUUGAAGUCCAUGAGAACGCUUUACCCGAGCAGGCUGAGGCCGAGGAAGUGGAAAGGUCUGAGGCCGUCAGCACUGCUGUGCAGUGGGUCAACAAAACCAUCACGGAGGAGCUUCGGGGCAUAGCCCCCUCCAACCAGGCCGAGGUGGACCAGGUGCUCAGGACAUUCUUUGAAAGUAAAGUACAAGAAGAGAAGGAGAGAAGACAGCUGGAAAAGGGCCUGGAAGACCAAACAAUAGCCAUCCCUUCACCUCCACCUCCUCCACCCCCAGCAAGAAAAAAAGGACAAAGGCAAGGGAGGACAGAUACUCUUACAGAGAAGCCUAUCUUGCCUCCAGAACCUGUUGAACCUGUCCUCAGUGGCAGCAUGGCCAUUGGGGCAGUGUCACUAGCUGUGGCCAAAACCAGUGCCAUGCUGGACAAUAACCCCCUCUACUUAAAUAUUGCAUUACUGAAGCACCCUCAGGAGCAGCCGACAAAGCUAACUAUACCUUUGUUAAUGGUAUCUCUGGUCAGCUGUGGGAAGUCAUCACCCGGGAAGUUGAAUUUAAUGAAAGAAGUGAUUUGUAUACCCCAUCCUGGAUUAACAGCUAAACAAGGUGUGGAGAUGCUUCUGGAAAUUCAGAAACAUAUUAACAAAACAAUUGAAAUGCCGCCUCCUCCAAAAACAGAGACAAAAAAAGGGCAUAAUGGAAACAAAAGAAGUCAACAGCCCAUCACCGGCAAGAUGUCCCAUCUUGGCUGUUUAACCAUUAAUUACGACACCAUAGAGCAGCCGCUGCUCCUCAUCGAAGGCAUCUGUGCAAACCUGGGGCUGGACCUGGGGACCAAUCUGCAUCUAGCCAUCAACUGUGCUGCACACGAGCUGAUAGAUUAUAGCAGAGGGAAGUACGAAGUGAUGACGGGAACGUACAAAAACGCAGCCGAGAUGGUGGACCUGUACGGGGAUCUGAUCAGCCGGUUCCCUUCAAUUAUCGCCUUGAUCGAUCCUUUCAGGAAGGAGGACUCUGAACAGUGGGACAGCAUCUAUAAUGCUCUUGGUUCCAGAUGUUACAUAAUUGCAGGAACUACAUCCAAAAGCAUUUCUAAACUUCUAGAGAACGGUAACAUCAGCAUCCCCAAAUCCAGUGGGCUGAUCAUCAAACACACCAAUCAAACUACGAUGUCUGACUUGGUGCAAAUAACCAAUCUUCUUGACAGUAAGAAGCACAUCGCUGUCUUUGGAAGUACAGAAGGAGAGUCUUCUGAUGACAGCCUUGUCGAUUUGGCCAUUGGACUCGGUGUCCGGUUUAUCAAGUUGGGAGGUCUUUCUCGAGGCGAACGGGUGACUAAGUACAACCGCCUUUUUACUAUAGAGGAAGAACUUGUCCAGAAGGGAGCACUGGGUUUCAACGAGGAAUACACAUUUUUUUCCUUGCACGAGGAAGCUGAAAAGGCCACCAUGGCUGGGGGGCCGCCUGAGCUCCUAGAGCCCAUCUUCCCCACAGAAGUGAUGGAGGGAUCAGCCAAAGCAUGAGCGUCUUCUGGAUGGGGCCACGGACAACCCCGACUUAUGGCCACUUGAGACCCAUACAGCUGAGGUGCAUCUCCCGUACAGCUGAGGUGUUGGUUUUGCUCAAAAACGUCCCUAACUCGCGUGCUCCGUUUGACUCUUUGGAUUUCACUCUUUGGUAAAAUCGGUACGUAGCCCUUCGGCCUGAAAUCAUACGUGUAAACUGCGUCUUCUAGCCACCCAUUUCCGUGGGGAUUCUGUUUGUAUACCAGCCCUCCUGUCCAUUGGGGGGCCACGACCCAGUAAAAGAGCCCAACGCUUUUGCCGUUGACUCCUCACUGAGUGCAGAUUCUAAUUCCGUGCCAGAAAGCACAGGCGCGUUUCUGUAGUAGCCACAGCCUCACGCACAAGUAUGAGAGGCCACAGUCUGUGUGACCGCCAGCUUCCUCUUCCCUCCUUACCGUUAAUUCCCUUUUCCCUGGUUCCCUCCCCCAAAUUUUCGUCUUUAUUAUAUUACUUAUAUGCUUGUGCGUGUCCUUAGAUCCUCUUUGGAAAAAGAAAUCAGUAUAAAUGAACAAAACACAUUAAAUGAAUAAAUAACCUUAAGGUUCCUAACUGCCCAAUUAUUUAUACUACGGCCUCUAACAAACAGGGGACUAAAAAUGAUAUACAGGCUGACUGAAGUGCCCUUCGUAUAAGCCAGCGUCGGUGCUAUAGCAGAAAAGUACCAGAAACAAAUUUAUUCAAACACAUACCUAUAGAUCUAAUAGUGUCCUACUGCUUUAUAUAUAAUUUAGCUUCUGUUAAAAGUUACCAUUUGCUUUCCUCUAAAGCUAUGAAAAUUGUUAUGCACCGACCUGCGGGAGAGUUGGUGAAGUGUAGAUUUCCGAUGUAUUCUGUAUGUUUUUACUGAGCACGCUGAGAAGCUUCCCUUUUGAAGAGUACCCACGGGGAAACUUAAGGGCCUUAUGGUAAAGCCAAGGGCUUACGCUCAAAGCAACGACUGAAAAUUGGCUCAGGGGCGGGCUCUCUCAGAGCACACGGGGCGGCGGUGGGAGAACCAUGUCGCGAUCUGUGGUUGCUCCCGCCUGUCCCGGUGCUCAGCAACACGUGAUGGGGUGGGUAGGAGAACCUGGCAGGAAAAUUCAUUUUAAAGGCAGGCAGCACAUGACUGGCGUUCGACACAGCCUUCGCACGUAGUGACACGCACCUGAAAUACGGGGGAUCACCGGACAGUCUGCCCUGGACCAUAACACAAAUUAUAAUUAAAUGAAUGGAACCAGAGCAAAAAUAUGCAAACUAAGUCAGUAACUAAAUUAAAUGAACCAAAGACGUCAUUUAUUACCUCAACCGGGUUAGUGAUUUCAUUUGCACACAGGCACACACACAGCCUGUCCACCUUUUCCUAACUUGAAGCCCAGGGCCGCCAAUGGAGAGGAGCAUUCGAAUUCCUUCAUGUAAUGAACACUGCUUCUACUUACAUUUUCUCUCUCUCUCCCUACAUACAUGUCACUGUAUCGUAGACAUAAAACACGCACUAUACACACUAUAGAAGUUAUUAUUUAUAAAAGAGGUCAAAGAGACUAGUCCUACGUCCAUUGUGAAUGAAUGGGGUUGGGGAAUGUUAGUGCCAGGAAGAAACUUCCAAACCGAUCCAAUCCUUUCAACGAGGGCUGCUUGAGGAUCGUUCUAAGCUCCCGGAUGGUGAUGGACGGUGUCCCGUCUCCACAACUUACUGCCACAUACGCUGAAGUUGUUCCAGGACAGAAGUCAUUAAACACACAUGGGAAAAUCAUCCAGGGUUCUGUGACACAGACCAUCAUUUACCUGACGUACAAUCUAAAGAUGGUCUAGAAAGAGAAUGGAUGGUGGUGUUUUUGUCCUACUCCAUUUUUCCAACAAACGUGUUAUUGUGUGUUAACAAAGAGGCCGAGGAAAGAGGAAUUCCUGGUGAGUAGCCCGAGCCACGUCACCCGUCCUUCUCACUCGGGCAAAACAAGGCUGGCCGGGUACAGCCCUGCGAGGUCCUGUCAGUCAGUGUUUCCACGGGAUCGCCCAGCUGCUGAGAGCACGGUGCCGAGGACUUUGAGACCAGCCCAGGCACAAGAGGGUGUUAGAAUUUUAACUACAUUCUUCUUCUUUGGGGAAAGAAGGGAGACACCUUCUUUAAUAGCAAGAGCACAAAGUAUGUCUAUCCCUUUGCCUCACGCGGGCAAUAAAAACGCACCAGUACUAGUCCAAAACUCUGUAGCAGGUGAGACAUAGUUCCUGUUCCAAAACAGAAGAAGAAAUCAUUUUUUAGAGAAAACAAAACUUUAAAGUUGGCAGUGCCUUCCAACUUUAAAAUGGUAUAAAGAUCAUCUAUUAAUUUGCGGGUGUGUGCAAAUGGCUAAGAAUGACCUUGAAGACACAAACCCCAGUCUUCCUGUGUCCUCCUGUCCUGGACUAACAGCUUGUUGACAACGGCACCACAGCAGGGACGAACCUCCUCACAACUGAUGCGAAAGGGGCAAUACUGGAGGCAGAACAAGAGGAGUUAAAUCCUACAUCAAACUCCUCGAGAUCAAAUUAACUUUCAACGCUUUGUGAUCACGAUGAAGGAAAGAAAGUGGCUCGGACAAGACAAGAACACUUGCAAAGCCCGGUUGCUAAUCGAUGUCUGGCCCGGGGAGCGCAUCUCACCAAACAGGUUACCUUCCUACCCUGGAAAUGAGGGUGUUGCGUAAGUGCGUCACCCCCUUGAUGUGUGUGAUGACUAGGGAAUGACAAGUGUACGUGUCUUUAUGUUCCUAAAUGUGUGUAAAACACAUGCCGGCAGCCUCAUGACAGACACAGGAAGGAGAGCACGAAGAAGCACGGAGCAAAAUUCCUCAAAGAAACCAUUUUGCGGACGAUUAAAAAUCGCUGAAGUCAUCCAACGCGUCUGCAAUUUUCUUGCUCAAGAAUGACAAGUUUGGGGACGUAACCCCAAAAUCUCAAUAACCACAACUGACCUUUAAUG